GUUUGGUUCACAGGUUUACUGCGUAUCAUCUAUUGCUUCAAGUCUGGCCAUCGCCUCCCCCUCUUCCCUUGGUCUCCUAUCUGCUAUGUCGCUAUACCCCCCAGAUACCCCGGAUCGCAUCCCUCGAACCCAUCCGGUGCUUUCUUACCUAGGAGCACGUUCCGAGCCUACUCGGCCCCCUCGAAGACAAGUAGCAUAUCUCCCAUCACAGUUUGCUUUUGAUCCCCAUAGUUACACGAGUGGGAAAUGGCUUCGUCAGGAUGACGCGCAGAGGAGCAGCCGCCAUAUCGACUUUGACUUUGACGCUCUUUGCUGGCGUAUCAUCUCCCUCUUCCCGGAUUCUGACCCGAUUGCCAAGUGCGAAAAGGUCGAAGGUCGAUCCAACAGAGUCUUUAUCUUUACUCUAAACAAUGGCAAGCGUGUGGUAGCUAAGCUGCCCUUCCGAUCUGCCGGAUCGCCAUCGCUCAUAACGCGGUCGGAAGUUGCCACGACUGAGUUCUAUGACCAGACCUCUAUACCCUUGCCAGAGAUCCAUGACUGGAGCUUUGGUGACGGGGACGAGAACUCGAUUGGAUGGCCAUAUAUCAUCAUGGACCAUGCCGAGGGCGUCCCGCUGGACAAAAAGUGGCCCGAUAUGCUUGGGGUUGAUCAGUUAAGUUGCGUUGCCACAAUUUACUGGUUACUCGGCCACCUUACCGAACUGGACUACCCAGGGUAUGGAAGCCUGUAUUUCUCACGCGGUCGUGGGAAACCCGAUGAGCAGCUUCUAGACGUCAAUCCGUUGUUCGGUCUUGGGCCUCAUUGUAAUCCCAGGUACUGGGACUGCGGUUCCUGUGACCCAAGGACAUAUCACCGUGUGGCCCAUAACCCCGGACCAUGGCAGACUCUCAGUGAAUAUAGCGAUGCUCUCGUUGAUGCUGGUCUUUCAUUGCUUCCAUACCUCGACCCGCACCAACCGAAGCGACCUGCUAGUUACGGGACUCUCGCGGCAGCGAUUGAUCUCCUGCAGCAAAGCCGCCCGCUGCUCAAGGGAAUUUGCGCGGAUCCAAUAGUCCAAGCAGUUGCUUCUCCAUUGCUAUGGCACCCCAAUUUGCAAAAGAGAAAGGUCUUCGUGGACGAAAAUGACCCUACUGUGAUUACCGCAAUCAUCGGUUGGCACAAUGCUAGUGUUGACCCGACUUUCUGGCAUGCUUUUGACACCCCAGAUUUUGCCUCUUACAUUGAUGGGCCAGCGGGCUCGUUGUGCUCGUUCCAGUUUCAAGAUAUCAUUGGGACUUUUGUACCCUCUUUUGCUGCUCCUAGGUCUUUGGGACCCGACCUAUUCCAACCGCUGUUACGUAGUUGGAGAGUUUGGAGAGAUGGUGUUCCAGGUCUAUGCAAAGACUUGUCAGUCGUUGCCCAAAGGUGGCAAGAAUUUGGCCUUGAGGAUCCGAGCCCAUUCCCUCCUGACCUACCAGCGGUUAUUUGGGAGGGCCUGAAAAUGUACCCCCAACUUCGUACAAAUGAGAUCUUGCGAGAUACCGUAGCGGGACUCCUCAGUGUCCCACAUGACGGAUGGGUUCCCAUACACAGAUGGGAAGAAACCAAACUUCGUCACGACAGUCUGAAAUUCUUGUUUCUAGGAGGGAACCGGAACGGGACGAGUAGUCCUGUAUCACCGGUGGUAAGAGUAAUGACAGACGAGAAGUUCCAGGGAGCGCAUUGGCCGUUCGAAUUGUGGCGACAAUUCCGGUGACUGGCUGAGGCCUUCACUUCUCCCACCUGUUUCCUGUGGAAUCAGUACUCACGAGGUGCCAGUGUGAUUACUACUCAAAGGGGUUGUUUUGGGGAGAAUGCAGACGACAUGGUUUGACGUGAGGCGGAAGUUAUAUUCAUUCUUAUUGCUGUUAUCUAAUAUUAGGUGUCAUGGAUUUGAGAAACUGUCGUCUACAUUGCCUGUACAUCUCAUAGCUUGUGACUGCUAAGCGAAAUCAGCCAGACUCAA
Molecule: messenger RNA, 1984 nt
Organism: Aspergillus ibericus CBS 121593
Lineage: Eukaryota; Fungi; Ascomycota; Eurotiomycetes; Eurotiales; Aspergillaceae
Exons: 4
Coding region: 86-1735 (549 amino acids)
Cellular component (GO): mitochondrion
Source: RefSeq, a predicted model, not a curated record